GAAUUGGUUACCACUCUUCUCUCUUUAUUAAUAGAAUCUGGUUCUUGUUUCCUAAUAUCCUUACUAUAUAUCACUAUAUUAUGCUAUUCAGUCACCAAAGGUUGAGACUUUAACAAUGUCUUCUUCUAGUUAUGCUACAACAAGCAGUACAAUGUUUUAUCUGUUUCUUGCUGUGCUUGUUGUAAAAGUUGGCUUUUGCUUUUCUACCAAGGUUUAUGUAGUGUACAUGGGAAGCAAAACUGGGGAACACCCAGAUGAUAUUCUGAAGGAAAACCAUCAAAUGCUUGCUGAUGUUCACAGUGGAAGCAUUGAACAAGCCCAAGCUUCUCAUGUUUAUAGCUACCAACAUGGUUUCAGAGGCUUUGCCGCCAAGCUCAGUGUUGAACAAGCUGCACAAAUUUCAAAAAUGCCAGGGGUUGUUUCUGUUUUUCCCAAUUCUAAAAGAAAGCUGCAUACAACUCAUUCAUGGGAUUUCAUGGGACUUUUGGAUGACCAAACCAUGGAGACUCUUGGUUACUCCAUCAGAAACCAAGAAAAUAUCAUUAUUGGUUUCAUUGAUACAGGAAUUUGGCCAGAAUCCCCAAGCUUCAGUGACACAGACAUGCCUGCAGUGCCACCUGGCUGGAAGGGCCAAUGUCAAUCAGGGGAAGCAUUUAAUGCCUCAUCUUGCAACAGGAAAGUGAUUGGAGCCAGGUACUAUAUGAGUGGAUACGAAGCUGAGGAAGAGGGGGAUGCAAAAUCCUUCAGAUCUGCAAGGGAUAGCAGUGGUCAUGGGAGCCAUACAGCUUCUAUUGCUGCAGGGAGGUAUGUAGCAAACAUGAAUUAUAAGGGGCUGGGAAGUGGAGGAGCAAGGGGAGGUGCACCCAUGGCCAGGAUUGCUGUGUACAAAACAUGUUGGGAUUCAGGUUGUUAUGAUGUGGACUUGUUAGCUGCCUUUGAUGAUGCAAUAAGAGAUGGGGUGCACAUUUUGUCUCUUUCUUUGGGUACUGAAUCUCCACAAGGAGACUAUUUCAGUGAUGCCAUUUCUGUGGGGUCAUUUCAUGCUGCCAGUCGCGGGGUGCUGGUUGUUGCAUCAGCUGGAAAUGAAGGCACCCCUUCCUCUGCUACAAACCUUGCACCAUGGAUGCUCACUGUUGCUGCCAGCUCAACAGACAGGGAUUUCAUUUCUGAUAUUCUGUUGGGAAAUGGAGCUAAAAUCACGGGUGAAAGUUUGAGUAUCUUUGAAAUGAAUGCCUCCACAAGGAUAAUUUCUGCUUCUGCAGCCAAUGCAGGAUUAUUUACUCCUUAUCAAUCCAGUUACUGUUUGGAGAGUUCUUUGAAUAAAACAAAGACCAAAGGCAAGGUUAUGGUGUGUAGACAUGUAGAGAGUUCAACAGAGUCAAAGGUGCAAAAGAGCAAGGAAGUGAAGGGAGCAGGUGGAGUUGGUAUGAUACUUAUUGACGACACAGAUAAAGAUAUUGCUAUCCCAUUUGUGAUCCCUUCAGCUAUUGUUGGAAAGAAAACAGGAGAACGGAUUCUGUCCUACCUCAAGACUACACGUAAGCCAGUGUCAAGGAUAUUUAGAGCAAAGACAGUUCUAGGGGCUCAACCUGCACCCAGGGUAGCAGCAUUUUCUUCUAAAGGGCCCAAUGCUUUAAACCCAGAAAUUUUGAAGCCUGAUGUCACAGCUCCAGGACUAAAUAUCCUUGCAGCAUGGUCUCCAGCAGCUGGAAACAUGUUCAACAUUCUCUCAGGAACUUCUAUGGCUUGUCCUCAUGUAACUGGAAUUGCGACCAUAGUCAAAGCUGUCCAUCCUUCUUGGUCUCCAUCUGCAAUUAAAUCUGCCAUCAUGACAACAGCUACAAUUCUAGACAAGCACCACAGACCCAUCAGUGCAGAUCCUGAACAAAGAAGGGCAAAUGCAUUUGAUUAUGGAUCAGGGUUUGUCAACCCUGCAAGAGUGCUUGACCCUGGUCUCAUCUAUGAUUCUGAGCCAGCUGAUUUUGUUGCAUUCCUCUGUUCACUUGGUUAUGAUCAGCGAUCGCUUCAUCUAGUUACAAGAGACAACAGCACGUGUGAUAGGGCAUUCAGUACCGCAUCUGACCUCAACUAUCCAUCUAUUGCAGUGCCAAAUCUUAAAGACAACUUUUCAGUUACCAGGAUUGUGACUAAUGUUGGAAAAGCAAGAAGUGUGUAUAAAGCUGUAGUGUCUUCUCCCCCUGGCAUUAAUGUCACUGUUGUGCCAAACAAGUUGAUCUUCACAAGAAUUGGACAAAAACUAAUGUUCACUGUGAAUUUCAAAGUGACUGCUCCCUCAAAAGGAUAUGUAUUUGGGUUCUUGUCAUGGAGGACUAGAAGAUCACAAGUCACAAGUCCUUUGGUUGUCCAGGUUGCUCAUGGAAAGAAUGGGUUGGUCAGAUAGCAAUGCCUGUAAAUAUCCAUAUUAGCUUAAGAGCUUGAGGGUCUUAUAGUUACUAGAACAACCAUUCAUACUGAAAUCCUGAUGCAAACUAGAUUAUCAAUGCCAAAACUAUGCUAGUUAUGUCUUGGAGCAGCAAUAGUUAUUAAAAGUAGUAUCCAAAGAGAGAUGAUAUAUUUAAGCUCUUAUAUUACUGAAAUUCAUUAUUAUUUGUCAGUCGUUU
Molecule: messenger RNA, 2621 nt
Organism: Abrus precatorius (Indian licorice)
Lineage: Eukaryota; Viridiplantae; Streptophyta; Magnoliopsida; Fabales; Fabaceae
Product: subtilisin-like protease SBT3.5
Exons: 11
Coding region: 116-2401 (761 amino acids)
Biological process (GO): proteolysis
Molecular function (GO): serine-type endopeptidase activity
Source: RefSeq, a predicted model, not a curated record